AUGUCAUGCCCGGCUGAGCCUCUCACUGAGUCUCAAAAAGAGCACUUCAGACAACAUGGUUGGCUCAAGCUGAGCAACUGCUUUACCAAGGAACAGGCGGACUGGGUCACCAAGGAUGUCUGGACACGACUGGGCAUGGAUCCCAACGACAGGUCGACCUGGAAGCCGCGAACAAACAUGCCUCACCACCGCAAAUUCGACGCUUCAGAGUUCGCCCCGAAGGCCUGGGCAGCCAUAUGCGAGGUGUGCGGUGGAGAGGACCGCACUACGCCCGAGUCGAAGCAGUGGCAGGACUCGCUCAUCGUCAACCUCGGGAGCGAGGAGAACGAGGGCCGGGAGGUCGAUCCCAAACAGUUGGACAUCUGGCACGUGGACGGCGACUUCUUCGUCCAUUACCUCGACUCCCCGGAACAGGGGUUGUUGGUCAUUCCGCUGUUCACGGAUAUUGUCCCUGGCGGUGGCGCGACCUUCAUCUGCCCGGAAGCGAUACCCAAGAUCGCGAAGCACCUUCACGACCACCCCGACGGCGUCUCGGUGCGAAUGGUACCGAGAGGCGACCCGGAAUUCGCAAAGCCGACGAGCCUCGACUGGUAUAACUCGCUCGCCCGAAGCUGCGACGGGUUCGUCGAGGCCCACGGCAACGUGGGCGACGUCUAUCUGCUUCAUCCCCUCAUGUUGCACACCGUCUCGUGGAACCCUCUUAGGCGGCUGAGAAUUAUCACGAACCCCCCGGUCUCUCUCAUCCAGCCCCACGACUUCAACAGGCCGGACGGCGCUUAUAGCCUUGUGGAGCAGGCCACCUUGAGGGCCUUGGGCGUAGAGUCGCUGCCCGAAUGGAAGAUUACGGCUGCCCGGGAGAAGGUCGUUCCAGAGAGGAUCAAGGCGCAGGAGCGAAUGAAGCAGGAGGAAUUGAAGCGGCUUGCAGCUUUUGCCUCCUAG
This is a messenger RNA of Colletotrichum graminicola M1.001, 939 nucleotides long. RefSeq lists its product as uncharacterized. The coding region runs from base 1 to 939 and encodes 312 amino acids. The transcript has a single exon. The record is from RefSeq and is a predicted model, not a curated record. Lineage: Eukaryota; Fungi; Ascomycota; Sordariomycetes; Glomerellales; Glomerellaceae.